Molecule: messenger RNA, 1255 nt
Organism: Fusarium odoratissimum NRRL 54006
Lineage: Eukaryota; Fungi; Ascomycota; Sordariomycetes; Hypocreales; Nectriaceae
Exons: 1
Coding region: 918-1229 (103 amino acids)
Source: RefSeq, a predicted model, not a curated record
AAGCUAACAGACCUAUCAGAUUCGACGUCAUCAAUAAAAAAACGACCGACUGGGCCAAAAUCAGCUACCUAGUCGCCCGACAGUGGCGCGAUGGCCGGUUUCGCAGCCGUGAAUAACUUAUUUAUAUCAAAGUAUAAUUAAGAGGUGCGAUAGCCGUCCGCUGCCUGAACUGUGUCUUUUGUGGCUGGGCAGUACCCGAAAGUGAAUGAGGAGAGAAAAAGGAAGAAGAAGGGGAAAAAGGCAAAGAGGAGCAGAAAAAUAGCAGAGUUGCUGCUACUGUACUAAAUGAUCAUGGAGGGUUUUGGAGAAGGGACAUGAAAGUGCAAAAAGACAGGCAUGUGAGAAGGACGAAAAGAGAAAGAGUACAUCCGGCUUGAUGGUAUUCCCCGCAACGCCAAAAGUACCUGACCAGGACUUCUCCCGUCAAAGGGUCCCGUUCUCCAGAUCCAAUCCCCAAGUUCCCCUCCGUCAACUUCGGGACAAGCCUUGUCAAUUGGUGUCUAAGAGGCGUCCCCCCAAAUUCGAAGCCCCCGGAGCAUGUGCCGAAUCAGGAAUCUCGAACUUGGGGAACAUGGCCCAGGAAGGGAGGUACUGAACUUCAAUACAGAUAUUUCGUAUCUCGACAUCAAACGACCAAAGGGAACGCAUCAUCUGGGGACAUUCGUGUUUCUGCUUGUGCACUUGGGCUGUCAUACCCUCAACUUGAGUGGCUCUUUGCUUGUCCUCGCACGCAAAUAUACUAGGGGCGUAGUAAUCAAUGACUCAACAGACUGAAACAUCAAACCUUAAGCCCUCUCAUGAAGAGAUAUCCACUUGCUGCAAAUCAUAUCCCCCAAUAUCAAGUCGCUUCCAAUUUCCGACAUGUCAAAGAGAGACACACGGACGGUACUUGGCGGGAACACAGCCUUGCCUGAAUCAUGGCCAAUGCUGAGCCGUUACAUGGCCCCAGUCAUGUAGACGAAGACCAGCGUGAGCAAUGGGGGAUUUUCUCGGCAGCGGCGUCGUUGUCAAAUGCCCAGGCAAAGACCAGCUCACUUUUUUCCUCGGCCGAGGAAAGAAAUGGGCCACAUCAUGAACAACCCUGGGGUCCAGAGUCUAGGUCCGGGUCUGGUGUUGCUGUGUACUGUACAUCCGAGCGAGUGAGGAUGAAGGCAGUGAGAGUUGAAUGGAUGAGCAAGCUUAUCUCUAGAAAAGCAGAGGAGAUAGAAAUACAUAAUGGCAAAAGAUAAGUUAAAUCAAGAAAAGAGGAACCCCC